AUGAGAAUCAUCAACGAGCCAACGGCAGCCACCAUUGCUUGUGGCUUUAAUAAUGGCCUCAACAAGAAGGAUUCAAAUGUUGGCGAGAAGAACGUGUUGAUCUUUGACAUGGGUGGUGGCACUUUUAAUGUCUCUCUCCUCACCAUAAAAGAUGGGAUUUUUGAGGUGAAUGCGAGGUCCGGAGACACUUAUCUGGUUGAAGCGGUGGAGUAUGGCGCGACAGUGCAAGCCGCCAUUUUGAAGCAGAAGGUUCAGGAUCUGCUUCUGUUGGACGUGACGCCUCUAUCUUUGGGACUUGAAAUCGUCGACGAUGUUGAUACCACGAAACACCACCAUUCUGACGAAGAAGGAGCAUGUGUUUUUGAUUCAUUCUAUUAA
This is a messenger RNA of Lactuca virosa, 378 nucleotides long. The record is from the annotation of a GenBank genome assembly. Lineage: Eukaryota; Viridiplantae; Streptophyta; Magnoliopsida; Asterales; Asteraceae.